Daphnia magna is the source of this 2272-nucleotide messenger RNA. Its product is annotated as CCAAT/enhancer-binding protein. Gene Ontology annotation, biological process: regulation of transcription by RNA polymerase II; DNA-templated transcription. The transcript is spliced from 2 exons. Gene Ontology annotation, molecular function: RNA polymerase II cis-regulatory region sequence-specific DNA binding; DNA-binding transcription factor activity, RNA polymerase II-specific. The record is from RefSeq and is a predicted model, not a curated record. NCBI's taxonomy places the organism in Eukaryota, Metazoa, Arthropoda, Branchiopoda, Diplostraca, Daphniidae. The coding region runs from base 262 to 1374 and encodes 370 amino acids.
CAGUGUGCUAGAAGCGCUUUUGCUUGUCGGAUCUUUCUGUUCCUUCUUCUCUCGUCUUGGUCACUUGAACUUUCUCCAACUGAUUAGUUGAUGAUUUCCAGACGAAACGAGAGGGACAAAAGUGCAAAGUCAUAGUGCCGCGCCACCCAAUUAGUGCUUGUGUGUGAUCCGAGAGUCAAGAUAUUAUUUUUGUUUUCCCAAACAAAGUUGUUCGAUAUCUUUCCCGUGUUGUGAGGGGGGAAACAAUUCCAAGACGUUUGGAUGAUUACUAGUGGCAGUUCACCGCCAUGUUCGUUAGUGGCCAUGGAUUCGCCGCUAUUCUAUGAGCUGCAGGACCAUUGCCACGACGUGAACUCAGUGACGAAAAACCAAAGCCAACAACAGCGUCGUAGUGUGCCGAACGGCCUUCACUUAAAUUUGAACACGUCCAGUAAUUCCAUCGCCGAUUUGACAUCGGCGCGAGGACUGGCUCCCAUUCGUGUGCCCCCAUCCGGCGCCGUUUUCGGAAACGCGCCGCAGCAACAACAACAAAACGGCGAGGCUUCCUAUGCGGAACUGGCCGAUAUCAACACUCCCGAAAUCUCGCUGGAUCUCCAGGGUCUGAUUGACUGCGAGGGAUUGCUGUCGGACCUGUCCCGACAGCCAGGUUCCUCCGUCAACCCUUAUUUAACCAAUUACAUGCGCCAGACUCAACAACAGCAGCAACAACAGUACAUGCCCCACCAACAGCAGCAGCAGCAGCAACACCAACAACAGCAGCAGCAACAGCAACCACACCAAAAUCAUCCAGCCAGUCAUCACCACCCGUACGGCGGUCUGGUGAAAGAAGAGCCACUGGAUUCUGGAACGUACAGCCCUCCACCUCAGCAGCACUACUCCGGUGGAGGUUACACGGCUUACGACAGUUCCUACGGCGGUCAAUAUCCAUCGACUAGCGCCGGUAGCGGACACAACAAUAACAAACUGUUGGGUUCCAGUAACAUCAACAGUCCUGGAUCUGUCAAAAGUGUUUCGUCGUCGCUGAGCGAAUCUUCUUCCUCGAAACGGAGCGGAAUCGGCGGCGGAGCCAGCGGUUCGGGCGGCAGCAAACGCGCUGACAAGGGCACGGACGAGUACCGUCGCCGUCGGGAGCGCAACAACAUCGCCGUGCGGAAAUCGCGCGAAAAGGCCAAACUUCGGUCGAGAGAGACGGAAGAAAAAGUCAAACUGUUGGUGCGCGACAACGAGCGGCUGCAGAAACGCGUCGAACAGUUGACCGAAGAGCUCAAUAUCCUUCACACUUUGUUCACCAAUGUGGGCGGAGUGCCGGAGAGCGUCCAGCGAGAGGUGGCCAAACACCUCGAGAACAUACAGCAUCAACAGCGUUAUCAAUAAUAAUAGUAAAAAUAAUAAUAACAAUCAUGAUUGUCACGAGAAGAAAAAAAGUCUUGCCACGACCACCAUUACCAGUGAUGUGAUGCGGAGCAGCAACGACGUCUUAUUCCACCAGUGUUGUCGUUGUGGAUGUGGCCCGUUGUCGACCGCCAUACAAUUUCGAAAUGAUUACAACUAUCCCUUUAAUUAUGAACCGGUACAGCUUCAAACGCAGCCCAUUUGCCCCCAAUUGCUGCCCCUAGUCGAGUGCUGGCAAAAAAGACUUGGUCGUUGGUCCGGUACUCGAUUUAAAAAAAAAAAAAACAUGGAAAAAGAAACGACAUCAAUCGAAUUUUUAAAGAAAAAAAAAUUUGUUUGUUUGUUUGUUUGUUUUUUUUGGUCGAAAAAACAAAAAAAAAAGAGAGUAAUAUUUGAGGGAAAACAAAAACAAAUUUGUUAUCUCUAUCCUUUGAAUUUGAAAAAUAAAUAAUGAAAAUAUUUGUGUCCUCCACCAUUUUUGUACGCUCGAAGUGUACCUAUCCAGAAUUUUCGUCCCGAUGUUAUCGUUCUUCAUCACCCAGAUUACAAAAACACACAUCUAGAGAGUGACCCUUCUAUCACUUCACCUUAAACCCAAUAUCGUUGUCGGAAGCAAAUGUCUGUUUUUGGAAUUAUUUAUUUGCAAUGAUGACUGGCCCAGUUAUCGAAUAUUCGCGCCUUUCUACAAUUCCGUCAAAAACAGAAGAAAAUUUGUCAUCCCUUCUUUUUCCUGUCUCAAAUUUUUGUGAGAAACAUUUAGAAUUUUGUGUGUGUUACCUGGUUUGAGAGAGUUAAGUGUCAACGCACAAAAACGAAAAAAUUUAUCGAAUGCAGUCAAAAUUGUGAAAACAAAUAAAACGAAAAAAAAUUUCAAAACCAA